Ostrinia nubilalis (European corn borer) is the source of this 3187-nucleotide messenger RNA. RefSeq lists its product as uncharacterized. The coding region runs from base 373 to 1635 and encodes 420 amino acids. Lineage: Eukaryota; Metazoa; Arthropoda; Insecta; Lepidoptera; Crambidae. The record is from RefSeq and is a predicted model, not a curated record. The transcript has 8 exons.
AGCCAGGCGGGCGGCACACGCGUCGACCGCCGCGUGUUCAGUAAACACUGGACUUGUUGUGACAGGUGUGUUUGUGGAGGCCUGAGACCUUAGUUUUUUAACCAUCUCUAAAUAAAGGGUUCUGGGGAUUUUAAAAACAAGUGAUUUAGGACAGUUUACAGACGUGAAGAUUUUUGCUUACUAUAACAUCGCAAGAAUAAUGUGGGCCGAUAUUACUUCAUCAGCGUACUGAGACAAUUUGUGAACAAAAACAGUGAGCAACUAAGACAGUGAUUAGUGAGGAAUGAACCUAGUGAACUGAAAAGUUUGUAACCAAAAACAAGAGAAGAAAAAAAGUGAAGAAAUCAUGAAAAAAGUGUCUGGCCGCAAAAAAUGAGACGUUUGAACUAUUUAAAAAGAAAUUGGACGUUAAACAUGGCGCAGUGGGUCUGGUUAGCGGCGCUGCUGUGCGGCUCGCAAGCGGCGGUGCUGCCGCCACCCUGGGCGGACGUCAGGAGAAACCCGUGCGCUGCCCAUCCUAGGGGCUGGCUCAUGCUGUACUGGCCGACUGAUGGCAAAUGCUACACUAUUUAUAAGAAAGGCCACCCCUGCCCAGACACCCAAGAGCUGAGCCCUGGCCGGUGGGGUGGGAGGACGGUCGCUGAGUGCAAGUGUCCCCCCGGCACUGCCCAGCUGCCCCACACCACCACCUGCCACAAACUCUUCGAGCGGGGUCCCUGCAGGCCUGGAGAGUACUUCGCGCCCGUUGAGGAGUCCUUCAACAAGAGAGGCGAGCGACAGGGCAUGUGCGUGCGGCCGCAGCAGUGCGCUGACGAGACCUUGCUCUACUGGCCUGCAGAUGGCCGGUGUUACUACAAGAUGACGCAGGGCCCUUGCUACCCCGGGGCCUUGCUGGAUGUAGGCGAGGAUGGCCUUGCUAAUUGCACGUGUGCCAUCGACGGCCCCAACUACUGGGCCCCGGACGGGGGCUGCUACGCGCACUACACGCGGGGCCCGUGCGAGAAGGGGCAGCUCUUCCUGCCAGGAGCCAAGUGUGGCUGCGAGCCGCACCUGCCGCAGUACGAUAAUGGGACGAACGCCUGCUAUGAAUUGGACACAAUAGGCCCGUGUCCCAAAGGCCACCUGUUCUCCGUGACCGAGGUGACGCAGCGAGGGUCUAAGGCGGAGUGCAAGUGCAAGUCGUUUCACGCGAGAGCUGCCGAUGGGGCUUGCUACAGGCUUUAUACGCGGGGGCCGUGUGCGACGGAUGAAAUGAUCGCUAGGGGAGGACGGUGCACUAAGGUGCCCUGCGCCCGCGGCCGCCUAUACGUGCCCGAGCGCCGGCGCUGCUACCGCCCAGGCACCGCCGAGCCGUGUCCCGUGGGCGAGGUGGUCGCGUUCGACUUCGACGCCAGGCCGGCUUUGGACGGACUCAGCCAUAACGGCGUCUGUGCUUGCGGGAGCGGCGCUUGUACUAGGAGAGAGGUGGAAGCCUGCAGUUCCCGCCGCUGGACGGUGCCAUACAAGGGCGUGUGCCACAUCCUGCACACGCAGGGGCCUUGCAGUCCGGGAUCCUGGCUCGUCCGGGACCACAACCGGGCCCGCUGCCAGUGCCGCCCCGGGACCGACCCGCGGGACUGCCGGGACAAGAGCUGACGAACGGGGAAUGUAGAUGAUAGUGAAAUGAUCUCGAGUUUGGGGCCAGUUGUGGAUUGAGCUAUCAGAUACAAUCAAUUUGGGGACAAUAUAAUAGCUCGGAUUUUGGCUGAAAAUGGCUGAAAGAACUUAAAACCUCGGUCAGUUGACUGGAAAAAAGGGUGACAUCACGUAGCCGUAUUUCCAUUUACUUCUUACCGGAAACCAUAGUUUUUUUUUGCUGUAAAAUAGCAACUUACUAAAAAUAAUAACUUGACGAGCUAUGGUCUGUACAACGAGAUGGCUCCCUGAGUAGCAUUAGCUAGCCGUAGAAUUUGUUUUAGAACUUGGCGACAGAGUUAAGCGGUAACAAACGUCUGGUGUUUUGGUUCUGUUUUGAAAAUCUGCCGCCUCCUGUUAAUUGGACUGAAGUAAUCAAUGUAAUCAUCAUCAGAUGAUGGUCAAAGUGAACGGUAUUAUCUUUUAAUUUAUUUUAGCGUUGAUAAGACUAUGAAAAUGAAUGUGCGCGUAUUUUUAUAUUCCGUCGUGGAAAAGAUUCAAAGGUUUUCUCAUUGCUGGUUUAUUUUCUGGAUUUGUCUGUAGGCAAUGACGUAACAUUUUUAAAAUUCAAGCAUUUUCGAGUACCAUUAUAAGAAAGAAUCACGUGCUGAAGUGACCAUGAGAUUAUGUUAUGCCAAAUUCGAAUCGAAAUUGGUGACAAAAAUUAUGUCACAUUGUCUACAGGCAUAACAUCAAUAUUAGGAUUCAAAGUUAUGUGUUCUAUGCUAGAACUUUACUAUACCUACUCAUUACUAUUACAUAUUAUUAUUUAGUGCGAAAAAGGAGAACAAUUGGGAGUUAAAUACUUGUAAAUAAUAAAGUGUAUUCAGGAGUUCCCAGACUUUUUCUAUUGUGCCCUUAGUUACUUAUUUUAUGUGAUUCUUGUUCGCGCUUUCCGGGGCGUUUAUACACGUCCCAAAAUAUAGCUUGCCCUACCACCCCUUCGGGACAACAUAAUAUGGGCUGGCUGGAGCUAAGAAGUGGCGGGGGAAACUCAGUCACCUUUGUUUGUCCCUUUUUUAAUUAGCAAACAGGUACCUACAUUAAAGAAGAUAUUAUUGAAAUCAAAAUUCUUGUUAUGUGUUACCAUAUGGGUCACUUAAAAAUUAGGGUUUAUGGUGAAAACGGGCAUAAGUCUAUAAAAUUAAGUAACGGAUGUUUACCCACGGAGCCCUAGGACACUGCAGCGUAAACUUUGAGAACUUCUAAUACCUAAAUGACAUGAAAGAAGAAGAAAAGAAGAAUGCUGAUUAUUGAAUAUUAGAAAUGUAAGGAUAGUUUGUAAUAGCCAAAUAAAAGAUAAUUCACAUUUGAUAAAAAUGUUUGUCUUUAUUAUAAAACGUGUAAUAACUUAUUCGAAUUCUAUACUAACGUUUAUCAUCAAGUAUUUAUAUCUAAUAACUGAAUACGCGAAUACGUGAUGUUGACUUACACUAACUAUUUACAAGUCUUGUAUUUCUUUUGGUAUGACUAACUUAACUUAUUUUUCUUUUAACUUUGUUGCUGACUUUCC